Molecule: messenger RNA, 1827 nt
Organism: Lecanosticta acicola
Lineage: Eukaryota; Fungi; Ascomycota; Dothideomycetes; Mycosphaerellales; Mycosphaerellaceae
Source: the annotation of a GenBank genome assembly
AUGGUUCCUCCCUUCGAUUACUUCGAGCAUCGUGCGGCAUGGUACGGCAUAAUAUCCCAUCUUAACCCCGACCAGGGUCCCACUGCAUCCCACCACGCUUUGCCCGACUACACAGAGAGGAUUGAGCUAACCGUUGAUUUCUCAUGCUGCAGUAAACGAAAGCAAGAUGAACGCGCCGUUCGCAUCGCCAGCCUACCGAAGGACUAUCACCAUUCUCUAUCGCCCACUGAGAGAUCCAUUCUGAACGAACCGAUUGAUCAGCUUGUGCAGGACGUACAGAACAACAAGACCAAUGCCGUCGAUGUACUACAGGCGUAUGGCAAGGCUGCUGUCAAGGCACAAGAGGAGACAAAUUGCGUGACGGAGGUCAUGAUCAAAGAAGCACAAACAUGGAUCGAGAAUGGUGAUAUCAACCUCAAAGGUCCAUUGGCUGGUUUACCCGUGAGCUUGAAAGACAGCAUCCAAGUUGGAGGCUUCGAUACGAGCGUUGGAUACUCGGUGAAUACCGGCAAGCCUGCUCUGCAAGAUGGCGCGAUUGUUCGCAUGCUCAAGGAUGCUGGAGCUGUGCCGUUCGUCAAGACCGCACUGCCGGUUACGCUGUUGAGCUUCGAGAGCUUCAAUGAUGUUUGGGGAAGAUGUCUGAAUCCGCAUAGCAAGGGCUACUCCCCAGGAGGGAGCACAGGUGGUGAAGGAGCUAUUCUGGCAUUUGGAGGUAGCAGGAUAGGCAUUGGAUCCGAUGUCGCUGGUUCCGUUCGUGCUCCUGCUCAUUACUCGGGCUGCUACAGUGUUCGCUGCAGCACUGGUCGAUGGCCGAAGCUCGGAGUCAACACAUCGAUGCCUGGCCAGGAGGGCAUUCCGUCGGUCUUCUCGCCAAUGGCACGUACGCUUAUGGAUUUGAGUUACUUCACCCGAUCUUUCAUACAGAUGCAGCCUUGGAAACACGAUCCAUCCGUCCACCCCAUUCCGUGGAGAGCUGACAUUGAGAACGAUUUCUCUGGGAGGAAACUCAAAGUCGGUGUCAUGAGAACGGAUGAAGUUGUUGACCCAGCACCUGCCUGCGUUCGCGCGUUGGAUAUGGCUGUCUCUGCUCUCAAGGCUCAAGGUCACGAAGUCUUCGAUGUCACACCUCCUAAUCCCUACGAAGCUAUGGUCAUCGCUAGCAAUCUUCUCAAUGCUGAUGGUACCAGAAUGUUCCGCUCGUAUUUCCGCACCGGCGAGUCUGAUGACCCUGGUGCUCGCGAGUUUGGCCGCUACAUGAGACUCCCGCGAUGGAUCAAGUGGUUCUACUGGAUGUACGUAAGAUACGUCAAGCGCGACGCUAUCUGGGCUGGCCUACUGGAACAUUGGCACGAGAAGACUGCUCUUGAGAAUUGGCAGUGGGUCGCCAAGCGGGAAGUUUACAAGGCCAAAUUCUUCGAAUGGUGGAACAGUUUCGGAUCUUUUGGCGAUGGUAUGGAUGUGAUGAUCACACCACCCAACGCAACCCCGGCUGUCCCUCAUAACGGUAUGAAGGAUGCUGCUGCUUCUUGCGGAUACACCUUCCUCUUCAACUUACUGGACUACACCUGUGGAAUCAUGCCCAUCACGCAUGUGGACCCCAGUAAGGAUAUGCUGCCGCAGAGUGUGAAGGUAUCGAAGAUGAAUGGUGUCGCAAGAGGUGCUUACAAGCACUACGAUGCGGUAAAGAUGGCUGGGCUGCCGGUCGCUGUGCAAGUCGUUGGGAGACGAUUGGAGGAGGAGAAGGUUCUUGCUGUCAUGAAGAGGAUUGAGGAUGCGCUUGAGGCGAAGGGCGAGAAGUAUAAGUUGCUGGAGGUGCCGGAUGUUUGA